UUUUGUAUUCACUGUCAUUUUAGGAAGUUAGACAUCUUUUCCUUGUGCUGUUAUGCUACUAGAGUUCUCAAGCACGUGGACUGCGAAUACCCAUUGUCAGAGCAAGUCUCAUUUUCAAGUUGCAAUCGCAUGAUUGAGGACUCAGGUCCUAGAAAGAUAAUUUGGUUCCUCGGUGUACUUGCUGUGCUUGGUAACCUGGCUGUUAUAGCCUGGCGUCUAAUUAGGCGCGACGACCACCCGGUUCAGACCUGUCUUCUGACGAAUCUCGCGGUGUCCGACUUUCUCAUGGGAGUGUACCUUAUGAUUGUUGCCAUUCAAGACCAAAUAUGGGCAGGUAUGGGUUUCGAUCACCAUUAUUUCGGUGGGACCAAUACAAAUUCUUAUUUUUUUUUCUAUUUUACUGACAGAGCAUUUAUCAUAAGCUUGGCUAGUUUUACAAGUAACAGAUUUUGAAUCAAAAUGAUGAAACAGUACGUAACCCCUUUAUGGGUUUUUAAGGUCAUUUUUAAAUGACCUUAAAAAUUAAUUCAACGAGAUCACGCUGAAUCGAGCCUUUUUAAUUUGAGGUCACAUUAAACUAAAGCUUGUACACAGGCCCGGUACAAGACAUAUACCUUCAAAUAGCAUGUCACAGGCAAAUGAAAGGCACGCGCAAAUAUGAGCUCAUGAUCUGGGAAAAGGGGGCGGUCGCAGUUCGUUCCUUUUUAAUUAAACUGUUACUAGAAUUUUGACAUCAAUCCUGUAACGUCAUUUUCCCGCCAAAAACCGCUAAAAUCAAAAAAGUAAAACCAACGAAACAUGCGCAAAAAAAAGUUGUACCAUCCUGCAAAGUUUCGGAUCAAACGGAUAAAAAUUGUGAGAGAAUUCUUUCCUGGCCAUUUUUGAUGUUUUCUUUUUUUCAAGAGUGUGAAGUGCAAGUUUAGCUAUUGAUUUCAGACUCUAAACAUUUACACUCGUAAAUUUUUCAUUAAAUUGAUCCCAGCCUUAGCUACUAUAAUACACAUCGUGACCUCGAUCGAAUUCUUUUAAAUAAUAAUGUGGUCUGGAAGUUAUUUUCCAAGUAGAGCAUACAAUAGGGUGCACAGACAAGUGAGUGUUAUCAUAAUACUGAAAUAGUGCUUCAUUUCCAGGUGCUUACUUUAACUUCGACCUCACUUGGCGAUCAGGAACACUUUGUAAACUUGCUGGUGCUUUAUCAGUGCUGUCGAGCGAAGUCUCGGUACUAAUGCUGACUGUUAUAACCGCUGAUCGAUUGAUCAGCAUCGUCUUUACAUUCAGCUGUCGCCGACUGACUCUAAGGGGAACUUACGUUAUUUGCGCAGCCGUCUGGGUCAUCGGAACCAUAAUUGCCGUCGUUCCGGCAAAUGAUCUCCCAUAUUUUUACAACGAGGACAGACAAUAUGGAUUUUACGGUAUAUUCGCUUUUCAAGUGAAACUCCGCCCCCUUAAUUUAAUUUUCCCUUACUGGCUGGCUCUUUUAAUCUAACGGAUUAAAACGUCUUGAUCAGUCUACCGAAGUAUAGUGAUGUUGAACAAAGUUUCGGUUAUUUUUUAGAGAAUCUUAGUAAAAUGCUUGACAGAAGAUUGUCAUGGCAACAGAAUACUACGCUCUGUGACUUUUUGGGUCAGAAACUGUCAUUGCCAUCUUCUCCAUCCUUAUUAUCAUCAUUAUCAUCGUCAUAGUCAUCAUCAUCAUCAUUGUUAUUUACUUCUUGUUCUUCCUCUCUCCUUAUCAUAAUUAGCCUGUCACAUUAUCUGAUAUUAAGGACCAACUAAAAUACGAAAUUCGUAUUUUUUUUUAAGGGCGUUCGUCAGUUUGUCUCCCUCUCCAACUGUCCUCAGAAAGGCUGGCCGGCUGGGAGUAUUCAGUUGCCAUAUUUAUCGCUUUGAAUCUCACAGCUUUCCUUUUCAUCAUGACAGCCUACAUAGCCAUUAUCUUUAAGGUGUUUACGUCACAGCAGAGAAUCAACGCACAUGGAGAAUCAAAAACCAAUAACAGCCUCAACAGAGAGUCGGCCCUCGCUCGGAGAGUGUUCGCCAUCAUCUUAACUGACUUCAGUUGCUGGAUUCCUGUGAUAAUUUUGAGUAUUCUUGCUCUCGUUGGGAAGUUCAAUGAUCCCGACGGAACGGCUUACGUUUGGUUUGCUGCGUUUGUCCUGCCGGUUAAUUCAUCAGUUAAUCCAGUGCUCUACACGUUUUCUACACCGAAGGUAAGAGCGCAAGUGGGGAAACCUGAAUGA
This is a messenger RNA of Porites lobata, 2240 nucleotides long. NCBI's taxonomy places the organism in Eukaryota, Metazoa, Cnidaria, Anthozoa, Scleractinia, Poritidae. The record is from the annotation of a GenBank genome assembly.